GAAUGCUCGCGCAUCUAUAAUUCUAUACAGAUGAACACAUGCAUGCGUAUAUUAUAUACACAUUACCUACAGCUCGCGAGUGCAAGCAUCAUCAGGGCAUCACGCAUCAGGCGUUUAUUUUUGAGACGAACGUACUAGAAUCUUCGCGGUAAAUGCCGGCAGAGUAAAAUAAAUAGUUGAAGAAACUGCACACAAUAAAAUUCACUCACGAUGGCAGACGACAACAAUUUAGAAAUUUGUUAUAAUCGGGGUUGUGGAAAAAAAUUUGACCCCAACAAUAAUAACAAAGAAGAUUGCCAACAUCACCCUGGUCAUCCAGUCUUCCAUGAUGCUUACAAAGGGUGGUCCUGUUGUAACAAAAAAUGUACAGACUUUACAGAAUUCUUAAGUAUCAAAGGUUGCACAAAAUCAAAACAUUCGAACAUUAAACCACCAGAGCUGCCAAAGCCAGUAGUAGACAAAUCAAAGGCAAAUGAGGUUAUAGAAGUCUCCGUCAAGCCUUUGAAUAGUACACCAGCGUUAGAGCGUCCUCCAUUUGAGUCUCCACAAGUUACAUUAAAGCCUACAGUUUCUCCAGCUUUAUUAGAACAAAUUCAGGGACUUACGGUAUUGGACAGCACAAAAAAAGAUGUAAAUAGUAUAGCUAUUGGACAAAGUUGUAAAAAUAAUUCGUGCAAAAGAACUUAUCAAGGUCCAGCAUCUAAUGAUGAAGUUUGUACAUAUCAUCCUGGAGUACCAAUCUUUCACGAAGGAUUGAAAUACUGGUCUUGCUGUCAAAAGAAGACAACUGAUUUUGCUGUUUUCUUGGAGCAACCUGGAUGUUCCCAAGGAAAUCAUGUAUGGGUUCAAAAGGGUGCUAGUAAUAAAAAGGUAAAGUGUAGAAUGGAUUGGCACCAAACUGGAACACAUGUUAUUGUAUCAGUUUAUGCUAAAAAGUAUAAUCCAGAUUCGUCAUUCAUAAAAUUGAAUCCAGUACAUCUAACAGUAGACUUAUAUUUUCCUGAAGAAAAUUCAAGGUACAAUCUCGACAUAGAAUUAAGAGGGAUUGUGGAUGUAGAUGCCAGCUCCGCAACUAUGUUGCCAACAAAAACUGAGAUUAAAUUAAGAAAAAAGGAGCCAGGCUCUUGGAGUAAGUUAGAUAUUCCACGACAGAUUACAACAGAAGAACCAGAAGAAACUGCUGAAGACAACAUUACUUCUCAAGUGGAUGCUGUUGAUCUUAGUGAUAUUUAAUUUUUAUUUUGAAGCAGUUUAUUAUUGAUAAUUAGACAAAUGAUUCUGUUCAUAAGAUUGUUGUAUGAGAAUUACUUUUUUUAUCUUUUGUUCAAAACCAUGCAUCAAUAUUUAAGUUUAUGCAUUUUAAAUCUAAUGAACGAAAUACUGCCCCAUGUAUCUAUUAGUUUGAUAAAUGCAAUUUCAAUUUCAUAAAAUAUUAAAAAUAAAUUAUAUUUUUCAUUUAUCUCUUAAUUAUAAAG
Molecule: messenger RNA, 1475 nt
Organism: Nasonia vitripennis (jewel wasp)
Lineage: Eukaryota; Metazoa; Arthropoda; Insecta; Hymenoptera; Pteromalidae
Gene: mora
Product: cysteine and histidine-rich domain (CHORD)-containing 1
Exons: 4
Coding region: 211-1233 (340 amino acids)
Source: RefSeq, marked validated